AUGGCAAUUGAAAAAUGUCAAAGGGAUUUUACUAGAAUAAUUCAUGGUAUGGGUUUUCUCAGCUAUAGUGAGAGACUUCAAAAGCUGGGACUGACAACACUUCUCGAACGUAGAAUACGGGGUGAUCUUAUUGAAGCAUACAAGAUUAUUAACGGACAUGUUAACUAUGGCCAUCAAAUGUUUAACCAUAAUUUGCAUUAUAGUACUCGUAAUUUAUGCAAUGUAUCAUCCUGUAGGACCAGAUUUGCGUUAGAUUGUUUUAGCGUAAGAGUAAUUAAGUUUUGGAACAAUUUACCAAACUCUGUUAAGUAUGCACCUAGUGUAAACGCCUUUAAGGCAGGACUUGAUGAUCUAAAAAGUUAUAACCCGGAUUCUCGUCACGGAUAUUGGUAUUUAUCGCAAGAAAUCUUUAACAGAAUUCCGGAUAAGAAUGACCAUGUUACUUAUCUUAAAUUGCAUCCAGAGGUUGCUAUGCGAAGACAUAUUUCUUGUUUCUAA
Molecule: messenger RNA, 498 nt
Organism: Paramuricea clavata
Lineage: Eukaryota; Metazoa; Cnidaria; Anthozoa; Malacalcyonacea; Plexauridae
Source: the annotation of a GenBank genome assembly